Gigantopelta aegis is the source of this 2804-nucleotide messenger RNA. RefSeq names its product protein escargot-like. Gene Ontology annotation, molecular function: RNA polymerase II cis-regulatory region sequence-specific DNA binding; DNA-binding transcription factor activity. Bases 173 to 1588 code for a protein of 471 amino acids. The record is from RefSeq and is a predicted model, not a curated record. NCBI's taxonomy places the organism in Eukaryota, Metazoa, Mollusca, Gastropoda, Neomphalida, Peltospiridae. The transcript is spliced from 2 exons. Gene Ontology annotation, biological process: regulation of transcription by RNA polymerase II.
UUUAUUAAUGUGGAACUUGCAGAAAGAGACAGUCUUUUUCUUUAGACCUGGCGUGACUUGGCUAAAUACGUCAUUUGUAAACAACCAGGCUUGUAGAUUUCUAGUCAUUUUCUUUUUUCGUUUAUAUGAGGAUAUAUAGAACUCGACAGUCGUCAGCUGUAUAAAAAUCACAAUGCCUCGGGCAUUUCUUAUUAAGAAAAGAGGUGAGAGAGGAGACAUUUCGGCUGUCAGCCCCACAGCAGACUCGAACCCGAGUCCAGCUUACGCCGAGCUACCACCGAAAAGUGAAAUGGACAAUCUCGACGAAAAUGACACAACGGACACUGAUUCUGCGAAACAUUGCGACAUGAGGGACACAGCGGGAACAACCGAUCUAAGUUUGCCACCAAAGGUGAGAGAUCCAAACAACAAGACACCCUUGUGGAGGAUCGUCCCUCGCGAAAACCCUCGGGCUUCUCCCCUGACAAGCGACGAGUCGCCAGAAUCGCCUCCAGCAGUUGUGGAGAGAAAGAAAGAAAUUUAUGAUGCAGAAAUGGAAAAUAUACAAAGUCCAAUCCAGUCAACAGGAAAGGUCACUCCAGUUCACCCCAAAGUGAUUGUCCCUCGUCUGUAUGAGCCGCCACUGCGUGGUUCGAGCACCUCCCCCGGGGGUGGGGAAAGCGACAGGAGCAUAAGUAGCAGCCCACCGCUAAGUUCACCAAGCGGUUCGCCACCAGAACAUCCCAGAAUUCCAGAGCCGUUUCCAUGGCACCCAUCCAUUCUCAACAACAUUCACCAUCACCAUUCUUUCCUUCCGUUCAAUUUCCGGUUUCUAAAUGGAUUUCCGGUCCAACCAGUUCCGAGGUCCAUGUUGGAUUCACCGCUUCCGUUCCGCCCAUACGCCGAGCUUCCGCCAUCUUUGAAAGGAUCGCCAUUUUUGCCGCCACCUCCUUACAUGCAUGGAUUGAGAUAUCCUAUGAAUUUCUCGCCACCUGCUGGUGACACGGGUAAAAUGGUUUUCGAGGAUCGAGGAGUCGAACAUAUGGACUUGGGAGCGAGACACCACAAAUCUCCGUUUGACAACGUGGUAAACUACUCAGUGCUAAAGACCAGCAGUGGCUCCGACCUUGACCUUGCUGCUAUGGACAAGAAAAAGAGCAAGGAAAACGAACCGAUCCGAUAUCAGUGCGACUCGUGCAAAAAGAGUUACUCCACGUUUAGUGGGUUGUCCAAACACAAACAGUUCCACUGUACCUCGCAGACGAAGAAGGAAUUCAGCUGUAAAUAUUGUGAAAAGACAUACGUCUCUCUGGGAGCGCUGAAGAUGCAUAUACGGACUCAUACCCUUCCCUGCAAGUGCAAACUCUGUGGCAAGUCUUUCUCUCGUCCCUGGUUACUUCAGGGCCACAUCCGCACUCACACCGGGGAAAAACCUUUCACGUGUCCACACUGUGGGCGGGCGUUCGCCGACCGGUCAAAUCUGCGCGCGCAUCUUCAGACACAUUCUGACGUCAAGAAGUACAGUUGUCGUUCUUGCAGUAAAACCUUCUCCCGGAUGUCGCUACUGCUAAAACACGAAGACGGAUGUUGUGGAACUCUUGUGCAUUGAGAGGAAGGGAUUUUAAAACAUUAUGUUAGGAUCAAUGACCAUCCACGUACCUCGGCUUACAACUGAAUAUACUUCCAAAUAUUAAACCGUUUCUAAAUGAACGCUAGUCGAAUCUAAAUCGGGUAUACAUUUUUUUCUGGCGGGUUUCUGAGAGUAUUUGGUGACGUUGCUAAUUUAUUGAAAGGACAAUUUGUCAACUAAAGGCACUGUUUUGUGGAAAACAUAUCUGACUUUGAUGCCAGUACGUCCAGUUCUGUGUCGCAUAUAGGAACUAUAUGUAGUCCUUUGAACAUGUUAGUAUUGAAAUAACAGGGAUAUAUCAAAAUGUGCCAAUGAUCGUUUUACACCACUUAUUAAUUUAUUGUAGUAUAGACAUAGAUUUUUUAUUUUACACUGAAGGUGCUGUUAGAAAUUUUGUUUAAUUUCUUUUUUAAAAUGACACGCUAGUCUUUAUGUGCCAUCGAUGUUUGAAAGUAGGACUUGUAUUAUUUUUCACUUUUAUAUGCCGAGUCGGUGGUAGUAUUUAUAUUUUUCUGGCGUUUGUUUGUCCGUUUGGAUUUUUACCUUUGGGUAUUUUAUGAUAUAAGAGGGCACAUGCAUUUGAGUUCAGGAUCAUAUUUCAUUUAGAUUUUUUUUCUUCUAAGUAUAGGAGAAUCGGUAUGUCCAUCUCAGGGCACAAAUGGAUAUAUUCCGUUCCAACCAGUCCCCACAAUUGGCCGUGAUAUAUGUUAUCUUGUAUGUGAGAAAGUACGGUAGAUGUAAAAAUCAUUUGUUCGUGUAUGUAAUUAAAGUGAGUUUCUUUUUCUAUAUAAUCGUCACCGAGUAUACAAUGUUAAAGCAACAUUCCUUUCAUUUUCGUUUCAUUUUCCUUGGGACCGCCAUCCGACCACUUCAUUUUCUGACACUGUUCUGCAUGAUAAUGCGAUUAUUUCAGCAACUUUAAACAUUUCGUUUAGGCUAUAUCAUAUAAUAUGUAUAUGAGAGAAGAAAGAAAACACAAUCAUAAUUUGUAUAUAAAGUAAGAUUAUUUUUUCUACAGUUCAGAAACAGAUCGAUUGAGGGGAAGUUUGGAGAGAUACUAGGGACCGAACUUACAAAGCCUGUUUAUGACUUACACGCGUGUAACUACAUACAUUUACAAUGCUUAAACACCUGUCUUACACGCGUGUAACUACAUACAUUUACAAUGCUUAAACACCUGUCUUACACGCGUGUA